Messenger RNA from Polypterus senegalus (gray bichir), 1422 nucleotides. Its product is annotated as piggyBac transposable element-derived protein 3-like. The record is from RefSeq and is a predicted model, not a curated record. The transcript has a single exon. Lineage: Eukaryota; Metazoa; Chordata; Cladistia; Polypteriformes; Polypteridae. The coding region runs from base 1 to 1422 and encodes 473 amino acids.
AUGAACACAUCAACUUUCUACAGGAAGCAAGCUGGUGGACUUCAAAUCAGGGUUCCACCAUUUGAAAGUGAUGACAGCUGUCUCAGUGACUGUGAGGAGAGCGAUGAAGACUACAUACCUACACCAUUAUCACAAGGUGAUGUUUCUGAAGAUGAAAGCAGCAGUAAUGACAGUACUGACAAUGAAAGCAGCAGUGAUAAAGACUCUGACAGCAAUCAUGAUACACCUGCUAGCACCAGUGUUACUGGUGCAAGAAGGCAUCCAGCUGCCACUGCAAGGAGAACACAGCAAAAGGUAGUGUGGAAGACAGUGCAACAACAGAACUCUGCAAAAGACAUUCCAAUUUGGCAAGCUGCUUUUCCUGAUGCUGAUGAAAUCAGACUGCCCAUUCAGUACUUCCAAGACUUUUUUGAUGCUGAUCUUUUGGAUAGUAUUGCAGAACAAAGUAAUCUGUAUCGCAUGCAAAAAAAUCCAAAUUGUGCCCUCAAAUUGGAUCGGAAUGAAUUGGAGCAGUUUAUUGGCACUGUAGUGUAUAUGAGUGUUGUACAUUUACCAAGGUCAAGAAUGUACUGGUCCAGUGAAUGUCAAGUAGCGCAGGUGGCUGAUGUGAUAUCCCGAGACAGAUGGGAACAAAUUAAUGAUGGAAAUUACGAUAAGCUUUUCAAAAUCAGGCCAAUUAUUGAUUCACUUCUCCCAAAAUUUCUGCGUCUCCCACAAGAUCAAAUGUUGUCUAUUGAUGAGCAAAUGGUGCCAUUCAAAGGUAAAUCUAGUCUAAAGCAAUAUAUCCCCAAGAAGCCAUACAAAUGGGGGUACAAAAUCGUUGUGCUUUGUGAUACAAAAGGCCUGGUGCAUUCAUUUGACAUAUUUACAGGGAAAAUAGAUCCUGUACCUGGAGAACCUAACAUUGGGGCAAGAGGAAACAUUGUUCUAAAGCUUGCACAAGUUAAUCGUGGUGCUCUCAAUCACUUGCUGUAUUUUGACAACUGGUUUUCUUCCUUGUAUUUGUUUGUUGCUCUUGCAAACCAGGGAAUACCAGCCCUUGGGACUGUGCAGCAAAGUCUCCUGCAAGGGUGCGAUUUCAGCGUAGACACCAAUAUGAAGAAGAAGGGAAGAGGGAUAUUUGAAGAGAAAAAGGUUGUUGUAGUCAAUGUAGAAAUAAAAGCAGUAAAAUGGUUUGAUAACAGAGGGGUUAUCAUUGCCAGCACUUUUGCCAGUGCCCAGCCUGUUUCUAAUGUAGAAAGACGGGAUAGAAAGUCGAAAAAGAAAGUGUCUAUAGAAUGCCCAAACAACAUCAGCCUUUACAACAAGUUCAUGGGCGGCGCUGAUGUUCUUGAUGCACUAAUUGCAUAUUAUCGCAUCCACAUAAGGUCAAAAAAGUACUAUCAUAAGUUCUUUUUCAUUUUGUUGAUAUGGUCAUUGUAA